ACAAGAAUCGCUGUAAAGCGAAGAGCUAGCCGCAUAAAAGAACCCACGAACCUCGAUUGGUACACAGUGAAGUCAAGAGAAACGUUGGAAACUGACAAGCACAGAGGAGUACCACCAAAGAAGCAAGAUGAUCGUGAACGCAAGAAUCCUGUGUCUCAGCGCCGUCAUGGUCUUCGUGGCGGUGCAAGUUACUGCCGUUCCUUUGGGCGUGGCAUCACCAGGCUUGGCUCUUCCCAAGUGCCCAGAGGCUACCAACUACGGCUUUCUUAUUUUCGCACGGCUAAGGAACCCAUGCAAAUAUUUGUGCCAAGGAUAUCCCAUUCGCUUUGAAGCUGAAGACAACGGAACACCAUGCUCAACCAAAAAGGUAUUCAAUGGCGAAUGCCUGAACGGCAAGUGCAUCGCCGUGCUGCCACCACCCCCACCACCACCCGCCCCUGCGCCCGCACCUGAGCCCGCACCUGCCUCAGAACCUGCACCUGAACCAGCUCCAGCUCCCGCGCCAGAGCCGGCACCUGCUUCUGCACCGGAGUCUGCACCAGAAGAACAAGCACCUGCCGCUGCCCCUGAAGAAGUUGCACCUGCUGCUGCUCCUGAAGAAGCUGCACCAGCUGAAGAAUCUGCCCCUGCACCUGCCGAAGAGCAGCCCGCCGCCGAACCCACUGCACCUGUCGAAGAGGCCGCACAAGAACCUGAGACGGGAGCACCUGAAGAAGCCGCUGAUGAGCCCAACGCCGAGCAACCUGCUCAAGAGGCCGACGCUGAACAGCCUGAUGCCGCACAACCCGCUGCUGAAGAGACUGCCGCCGAAGAGUCUGCUGCUCCGGAACCCGCCGCUGAAGAGGAAGCCGCUGAAGAAGCCGCUGCAGAAGAGCCCGUGGAAGAGGAGCAAGCCGCAGAGGAGGCUAAUGAGGAGCCUGAGCAGGAGACCGAUGCGGAAGUUGUUGAAGAAGCUGCUGCAGAAGCUGCUGAAGAAGCCGCCGAAGAUGCCUCUGAACAAGACGCCCAGCAGCCAGCUGAAGACACACCGGUGGCUGAACAGCCCUCCGAGGCCACUGACGAGGCCGAAGAAGCUCCUGCAGAGCCAUCUGCCGAUGACGCUGCAGUAGAAGGCAGCGAAGCUGACGCCGGCGAGGCUGAAGCGUAAACAACUCAUGUUGUUUAGACCAAUAAAAUUUUAAAAUUGGAUAUCCCA
Messenger RNA from Rhipicephalus microplus (southern cattle tick), 1195 nucleotides. RefSeq lists its product as uncharacterized. The record is from RefSeq and is a predicted model, not a curated record. Lineage: Eukaryota; Metazoa; Arthropoda; Arachnida; Ixodida; Ixodidae.